UUCGCGCAUGCGCAGCAGCGGAGCAGCCUCGGUUAGUGACUCCCAACAGGACUCCGGCUCGAGUUUUAUUCAGUCUGACUCAACAAAAUAACAGAAAUGGGAAACUGUCAGCCAACGAUUUUUCCAUACGAAGACUUCGAUGUUGUGGCUGAUAUCAAGGCUAUCCGCAAAGCCUGCAAAGGCUUAGGCACUGAUGAGCAAGCCAUCAUCGAUAUCCUGGCCAACCGCUCGGCUGCUCAAAGACUGGAGAUAAAGCAGGCAUACUUUGAAAAAUAUGAUGAUGAGCUGGUGGAGGUGCUGAAGAGCGAGCUCUCGGGGAGCUUUGAGAAGGCCAUCCUGGCCAUGCUGGAUCCGCCUCACGUGUUCACCGUCAAGGAGCUGCGCAAGGCCAUGAAGGGAGCCGGCACUGACGAGGAUGUGCUAGUGGAGAUCCUCUGUUCUGCCUCUAAUGCUGAGAUCGCCACUUACAAAGAAACCUACUUCCAGGUGCAUGAAAGGGAUCUGGAGGCGGACAUUGCCGGGGACACCAGUGGUCAUGUCCAGAGGCUGCUGACCAUGCUGCUUCAGGGCAAUCGAGAUGAGAGCUACGAGGUGGAUGAGGGUCUGGCUGAACAAGACGCCAUAUCACUGUUUGAGGCUGGAGAGGCCCGCUUUGGCACUGAUGAGUCUACCUUCAGCUACAUUCUGGCCUCCAGGAACUACCUGCAGCUGCAGGCCACCUUCAAAGCCUAUGAAGCCAUUUCUGGAACGGAUAUCUUGGAUGCCGUUGAGAAUGAAACUUCUGGAACCCUGAAAGACUGUUACAUCUCCCUGGUGAGAUGUGCUAAGAACCCCCAACUGUACUUAGCCCGGCGACUUAACGCUGCCAUGAAGGGCGCGGGCACAGAUGAGGACACUCUCAUCCGCAUCAUCGUGGGCCGUUCGGAGAUGGACCUGGAGACCAUUAAGGACUUGUACCUGGAGAAGUACGACGUGCCUCUGAAGGAUGCCAUCAGCUCUGAAUGCAGCGGCGACUUCAAGCGCCUGCUAGUGGCCAUCUGUCACUAAGACAGGCAGACGCAGAGGACCGAGGCCACUUGCACAGUCUAAUAAGCAGAAUAACUAACAUUACUUACUUACAGUGGGUUCUGUUGCACACAAAUACACUUGAAACUUCGUUAAAUGGGAGGAGCCGAGCAAACUUCAAAUUCAACACUAUCUGUAUUUCCCGUGAGGUAAUUAGAGAAAGAAUUCAGUAUGAUGUGCGCUUAUAUUAGCCUUUUAGCCUGACUGAGCUCUAUGCAUCCGUGUCUGUAAACAGUUCAGUGUCUUUCUCCUACAGUUCACUGUUUUAUGGCCAAACUGACCCAGCUGAGUCUUCCGUAAACGGUGUCUUGUGCUGGGCUGUGAACAAAAGGCUAUUUUGUGAGUGUCUUAAAGGUCUGUACGCUGUCUGUUAGCAAAUUUGGCACCGCAUAAAUGUGUCCUUUUCAGGAAAGAGUGAGAAAACGCAGCGUACGGUGGAACAUUAACCAGCAGAAUGCAAGAGUGAAACGGUAAACGUGAGAAGUUGAUAAAUAACCAAAGCAGCGCUCAUAACAUAAUAUUCUAAUGCCAGUGUUUCUGCUUCAGCACAUUCAACACAUAUGCUGUGUUCUAGCUAGAGUGUGUAGUGCUCCAAUUAGAAUGCUUAGUGUUCUAGCUAGAGUGUGUAGUGCUCCAAUUAGAAUGCUUAGUGUUCUAGCUAGAAUGCUGAGUAAUCCAAUUAGAAUGCUUAGUGUUCUAGCUAGAAUGCUGAGCACUCUAAUUAGAAUGCUUAGUGUUCUAGCUAGAAUGCUGAGUAAUCCAAUUAGAAUGCUUAGUGUUCUAGCUAGAAUGCUGAGCGCUCUAAUUAGAAUGCUUAGUGUUCUAGCUAGAAUGCUGAGUAAUCCAAUUAGAAUGCUUAGUGUUCUAGCUAGAAUGCUGAGCGCUCCAAUUAGAAUGCUUAGUGUUCUAGCUAGAAUGCUGAGUAAUCCAAUUAGAAUGCUUAGUGUUCUAGCUAGAAUGCUGCGCGCUCCAAUUAGAAUGCUUUGUGUUCUAGCUAGAAUGCUGAGUAAUCCAAUUAGAAUGCUUAGUGUUCUAGCUAGAAUGCUGACCGCUCCAAUUAGAAUGCUUUGUGUUCUAGCUACAGUUCUUCUCUAGCUGGAGUGUACAGUGCUCCAGUUAGAAUUCUUUGUGUUCUAGCUAGACUAUAUAGUGCUCCAAUUAGAGUGCUUAGUGUUCUGGCUUGAAUGCUUAGUGUUUUAGCUAGAAUGCUUAGUGAUCCAAUUAGAAUGCUUAGUGUUCUAGCUAGAAUACUUAAUGCUCCGGUUAGAAUGCUUGGUGUUCUAGCUAGAAUGCUUAGUGAUCCUAUUAGAAUGCUUAGUGUUCUAGCUAGAAUAUAUAGUGCUCCAAUUAGAGUGCUUUGUUCUAGCUUGAAUGCUUAGUGAUCCAAUUAGAUUCUUAGUGUUCUAGCUAGAAUACUUAAUGCUCCGGUUAGAGUUCUUAAUGUUCUAGCUAGAAUACUUAGUGAUCCAAUUAGAAUGCUUAGUGUUCUAGCUAGAAUAUAUAGUGUUCCAAUUAGAGUGCUUUGUUCUAGCUCGAAGGCUUAGUGAUCCAAUUAGCAUGCUUAGUGUUUUAGUUAGAAUGCUUAGUGUUCUAGCUAGAGGGUAUAGUGCUUUGAUUAGAAUGCUUAGUGUUCUAGCUAGAAUAUAUAGUGUUCCAAUUAGAGUGCUUUGUUCUAGCUCGAAGGCUUAGUGAUCCAAUUAGCAUGCUUAGUGUUUUAGUUAGAAUGCUUAGUGUUCUAGCUAGAGGGUAUAGUGCUUUGAUUAGAAUGCUUAGUGUUCUAGCUAGAAUGCUUAGUAAUCCAAUUAGUGCUUCAAUUCAAGUUCAACGCAUUCACUCUUUGUUGUGGAAAAGGUUGUGAGGCACCUUUUCCUUUGCCAGUACUUCCUCCCUGAAACCUGAUCACGACUGUUACAGAAACAUGCUAUGCACUUUUAUUUGCAUGACACUUGUGCGUUAUGAAUGACUCCAUGAAGCAUAUAAGACAUAUCGAUUAAGACCUUUCUUACUUUAUUUACAAUCAAUAAAACAAUCAGUCACUUUAUAACAUAAUCUGUGAAUGAAGGACGGUUCCACACGUCAUGUGACAGAGCUUCAGCCAUUCUUUCGUAUCAUGGUCAGUUACAUUCUUGUGUCCUUGUAAUACUAACACAAAUAAUAUAUUUUAAAUGCAUUAACAGUAUAUUAUAUUUUUUAUUAUAGACCAUAUUUAGAGAUUUGAUUUAGGCCUGUAGCUCUUAAUGGCAGUGAUGGAAGAAUUAAUUGAACGCAGAUGGGAGUCUGCUGUUGUCUUUUAAAACACCUGUCACAACGUUUAUCACAACGGCAGCUGGGUUUUUAACAAGUAGUCUAGAUUUUGAAGUGCAUUUUCAUUAUAUCUUGUCAGUGACAAAGCAUGGUGUCUACAUUUUAAGGUAUAGAAAUUAUUCCAGACAUCAGAUGGGACCAGACGUCAGACCUGUGGAAAGAAACUGAGACCAAUAACUGCCUGUAAAACCAAUUUGCUUGUUUGGAUAUCCCAAUAAAGUAUUAAUUGUAUGAUA
Molecule: messenger RNA, 3605 nt
Organism: Colossoma macropomum (tambaqui)
Lineage: Eukaryota; Metazoa; Chordata; Actinopteri; Characiformes; Serrasalmidae
Gene: anxa13
Product: annexin A13
Exons: 11
Coding region: 97-1047 (316 amino acids)
Cellular component (GO): cytoplasm
Molecular function (GO): calcium-dependent phospholipid binding; calcium ion binding
Source: RefSeq, a predicted model, not a curated record